This is a messenger RNA of Lactuca saligna, 852 nucleotides long. The record is from the annotation of a GenBank genome assembly. NCBI's taxonomy places the organism in Eukaryota, Viridiplantae, Streptophyta, Magnoliopsida, Asterales, Asteraceae.
AUGAAGAAAUUAGAUCAAACGGAGUCUGAAGAGCUUAUUACAAGGAAUGUAGUUCAAGAAGAAAGAUGCUCAAAGCCUAGAGAAUUAGGAAGUCGUGUACAAGAAGCUGCUAGCCCAAAUGAAGAAGGAGAACAUCUAUCUGCCAAAGGAUUCAUUGCAAAGAAGGAGGAAUUUGAGGAAUGGGUUGAAGAAAAGGAGACAUCUGAAGACGAAGGGUUAAAUGUUAAAGGUCUUAUGGAUCUUAUCAAUGAUGCCCCCGAUGGUGGUCCCAACAGUCUUGAUGCUAAUGUGACCAAAGGCCCUCAUGCUCCUGAUUCUCCCAUUGUCAUUCAAGCAAACAACAUGGCAUUCUCUGAUAUCCAAUCGACCCUAAGCAAGUAUGUGAGUUCUACUAUUCGUGCUCUGUCGAUUCUAAUACUCAAACCAUUACCAGAACCAUUAGAGACGAUCAAUCUAGGGUUGUUAUCUAUGAAACAUCUUUUCGAACUGCUCUACGUCUUCCCCAAUCUUAAAACUAUUCCAAAACCCCUUUUAAAGAUAGAUUCAAGUCUAUUCUUUCAAGAUUCGGGGUGGAAGUACUUAUCAGGGGUGAUUGGAAAAUUUCUUAGACAUAAGACUGGAAGCCUAGAUCAAUUAAACCUAUUUGAGCAACGAAUCUUGUACGCUAUGACCUGCAACAAAAGACUGGAUUUUGCUCAAAUAUUCUUCGAUCAACUUGUUGAGUGUAUCACUGGGAGUAAGAAGGCAACAUAUGUUCCUUAUCCUCAUUGUCUUGCACCUAUUUUGGUUCGUAAUGGAGAGGGUUAUAAUGCCAAUCACGGAGUCACCAUACCAAUUCCAGUUCUUUCAUAA